Molecule: messenger RNA, 1383 nt
Organism: Octodon degus (degu)
Lineage: Eukaryota; Metazoa; Chordata; Mammalia; Rodentia; Octodontidae
Gene: Cct2
Product: chaperonin containing TCP1 subunit 2
Exons: 13
Coding region: 207-1313 (368 amino acids)
Biological process (GO): protein folding
Cellular component (GO): chaperonin-containing T-complex
Molecular function (GO): ATP hydrolysis activity; ATP-dependent protein folding chaperone; ATP binding
Source: RefSeq, a predicted model, not a curated record
GGGGCGGAGCAGGAACCGAGGCCCUGCCCCCUCGGCGUACAGGGUUGCGCUUCCGGGUCACCCGGCGGCGUAACUCAAACAAAGUACCAUCCCGAACUGGGCCCGCCCCCUGGAGGGGCUGUGACGUCACUUCCGCCUCCCUCUUUCCGCCGGCUGCCAGGCGUGAGCUGCGACGGGCUGGCUUCUGUGCCGAAUUCUUCGGAACCAUGGCAUCCCUUUCCCUUGCGCCUGUUAACAUCUUCAAGGCUGGAGCAGAUGAAGAGAGGGCAGAGACAGCUCGUCUGUCUUCGUUUAUUGGUGCCAUCGCCGUUGGAGACUUGGUAAAGAGCACCUUGGGACCCAAGGGCAUGGACAAAAUUCUUUUAAGCAGUGGACGAGAUGCUUCUCUGAUGGUAACCAAUGAUGGGGCCACUAUUCUAAAAAACAUUGGGAUUGACAAUCCAGCUGCUAAAGUUCUAGUUGAUAUGUCAAGAGUUCAAGAUGAUGAAGUUGGAGAUGGCACUACCUCUGUUACUGUUCUAGCAGCAGAAUUACUAAGGGAAGCCGAGUCUUUAAUUGCAAAAAAGCUUCAUCCACAGACCAUCAUUGCCGGUUGGAGAGAAGCCACAAAGGCUGCAAGAGAGGCUCUCUUGAGUUCUGCAGUAGAUCAUGGUUCUGAUGAAGCUAAGUUCCGUCAGGACCUGUUGAAUAUUGCAGGAACAACCUUAUCGUCAAAGCUUCUUACUCAUCACAAAGACCACUUUACCAAGUUAGCUGUAGAAGCUGUUCUCAGGCUGAAAGGUUCUGGUAAUCUGGAGGCGAUACAUGUCAUCAAGAAGCUGGGAGGGAGUCUAGCAGAUUCCUAUUUAGAUGAAGAGAAAAAAAUUGGAACCUCUUUGCCAUGGGUAGCUAAAACCUGGGAAAGCGAAACCAUGGAUCAGUUAAUAUUUAUGUUCACAGGUGGUGAAAUUGCCUCUACUUUUGAUCAUCCGGAACUGGUGAAGCUUGGAAGUUGCAAACUUAUUGAAGAAGUUAUGAUUGGAGAAGACAAACUGAUUCACUUUUCUGGGGUUGCCCUGGGUGAGGCGUGUACCAUUGUUCUGCGUGGCGCCACUCAACAAAUUCUAGAUGAAGCAGAAAGAUCGUUGCAUGAUGUGAUCAAUAUGAAGGAAGGUACCAUUGGCGACAUGGCACUGCUGGGCAUAACAGAAAGCUUCCAAGUGAAGCGGCAGGUUCUGCUGAGUGCAGCUGAGGCAGCAGAGGUGAUUCUACGUGUGGAUAACAUCAUCAAAGCAGCACCAAGGAAACGUGUCCCUGAUCACCACCCUUGUUAGGCGGCAUUCGCAUGUGCUGUUGAUAUCUGGACCACUUCAUAGCGAAAUUGCAUUUGAAAGACUUCAACUU